This is a messenger RNA of Pygocentrus nattereri (red-bellied piranha), 1119 nucleotides long. RefSeq names its product guanylyl cyclase-activating protein 2-like. The transcript has 4 exons. Gene Ontology annotation, cellular component: photoreceptor inner segment; cone photoreceptor outer segment. The coding region runs from base 223 to 804 and encodes 193 amino acids. Gene Ontology annotation, molecular function: calcium sensitive guanylate cyclase activator activity; calcium ion binding. NCBI's taxonomy places the organism in Eukaryota, Metazoa, Chordata, Actinopteri, Characiformes, Serrasalmidae. Gene Ontology annotation, biological process: visual perception. The record is from RefSeq and is a predicted model, not a curated record.
UAAAGAUUACAGACGCUUCUAAAUACUGUUUGACUGGUUCCUCUGUUGCAGAGUCACACUAAGCUCACAGUGGACGCUGCUCUUCAGGGCGACACCAAGGCAUGCAUUAGCAACUAGGCACAAAAGAUUUCAAGUCAAAGCAGAGGCUUCCUUUUAUAGAUUUAGUGUAUUGUGCUAAAGUAACUUUUUUUCUCCUCUCGAGCUUAAUUUUUUUUUCUUGCAAUGGGUCAGUCAGAGUCUUACGAGAAGGAGAUGGAGCUCUCUGAAAUUCAAAGUCUGUACAAAAGCUUUAUUAUGGAGUGUCCAAGUGGGUCACUAUACCUGCAUGAAUUCAAGAAAAUUUUUGGGGUUAAAAGUGGACCGAAUCCUGCAUCCAUAUAUUUGGAUAAUGUGUUCAAAUCAUUUGACGAGAAUGGGGACAACACACUGGAUUUUAUUGAAUAUGUGGCAGCUCUACACCUUGUGCUCCGAGGGAAGCUAGAAGACAAACUCCGAUGGUCCUUUAAGGUUUUCGACAAUGACGGCAAUGGACGACUGGAUGGAGAUGAGAUAGCACGCAUCAUAAGGAUUAUUUACAAGAUCAAACUAGGCAAUGUUACAGAUGAAAGUGGAAACAGCCUUUCUGUGGAAGAAGUAUGUACCAGAGUAAUCGAGCGCAUCGAUGAGAAUAAUGAUGGUGACAUUUCUCUGGAGGAGUUUCUGGAAGGUGCUCAGAGAGACACCUGGGUCAAAGAUUUCCUAAGCCUGGAUGCAAACCCCAGCUGUUGGAUACAAAAAUCAACAACAGGUCAAAGAGGCGAGUGAGAUAUAAGGCCACUCUAGGUUGGAUACACACCCACAGAACAUUUUCUUCACCAAGCACAGAAAUGGAGUAUGGGGACAAAUUGAUAAUUUCUGUUGGGAAACAUCAACCCAUAUUUGGGUGAAGUCAUGACUGUGUCUGGAAAACAUGUGGCUUAUGAAUUAAUUUGUCCCUCUGUGAACCUGAAUGGCCUUUAAAUAACAUGACACUUUAUUGACAGGUGUAAUCAUCUAUGCUGCAAGGCAAAAGUUUGGAGACACCUAGCUUUUAAAAAUGUCUUUAAUACAUAUGGGACAUAUCAUUGCUGUCACUCAGUC